AGCAACACCAACACCCUGCCGCCUCUCCCCGCGAGCUUCUAGAGGAAACAAAACAUGUCUUGGCACUGUGUGGUUCACCACUGCCACAUCAAAACGGCAGGUGAAACUGAUGAAAGAUAUUCAGAUCAUGAGGGAGUUUUAAAAGUUAGCACCCCAUCUUUGGUAUGAUACGUUUGGCGUGGAGUGUUUGGCGGAUCGCGCAGCGCUUCAGACUGGAUGCUACAAGUUUAAAGUCGAAGCGCGUUUUGGAUGAGAGUACACCUGGAAAUGGGGGAUCAGCGUCAAAGGUACCCAGAAUGGAUUUAACUACUGUCCCAUUCCCCUCGCUGAACUCAUCCGCGGAUUCUAAUGGCACAAGCGCGCCGAGACCUCCUCCGCAUUCACAGUACGCGGCGGUGCUCAUCAUUCUCGUGGUCACCGUGAUCAUCUUGGUGACCAUUGUGGGGAACGUAUUAGUGGUGGUGGCCGUUUUCACCAGCCGCGCGCUGCGUGCGCCACAGAACCUCUUUCUGGUUUCUUUGGCGUCUGCUGAUAUUUUGGUGGCCACUUUGGUUAUUCCAUUCUCCCUAGCCAAUGAAGUGAUGGGCUACUGGUACUUUGGAAGCACCUGGUGUGCCUUCUACCUGGCUUUGGACGUGCUCUUCUGCACGUCAUCCAUUGUGCACCUCUGCGCCAUAAGUUUGGACCGCUACUGGUCGGUCACCAAAGCAGUCAGCUACAACCUAAAGAGAACCCCGCGGAGAAUAAAGUUCAUGAUCACGGUGGUGUGGGUCAUCUCGGCUGUGAUUUCCUUCCCACCGCUUCUCAUGACCAAGCACGACGAGCUAGAGUGCUUGCUGAACAACGAGACCUGGUACAUCCUCUCCUCCUGCAUGGUUUCGUUUUUUGCGCCUGGUCUCAUCAUGAUUUUGGUGUACUGCAAGAUCUAUAGGGUGGCUAAACAGCGCGCGACCACCGUGUUCGUGGCUAAGAACGGGAUGGAGCGACAACCAUCGCAAUCGGAGACCUGCUUCGUGCGUAAAGGCAAGACUGAGACGGAGAGCCCCAGCAGCCACAGCUCAGGCAGCCGAGAGCGCAAAGGCGAACUCGACGACAUCGAUCUGGAGGAGAGCAGCGUCUCCAACAGACAAAGAAACUCUCGCUUCGCCAAGAGCAGGAAGGUGGAAGGGGCACAAACGUGUCCAAAGCUAAACGGACGGCUGUCAUGGGCGUGUAGCCGCGCGUCGGAGCUCGAUCAGGAACCGAAGGCGCGUCAGCUGUCUUUGUCCAAGUCCAAACUGGCACAGAUGCGAGAGAAGCGCUUCACCUUCGUGCUGGCAGUGGUUAUGGGGGUGUUCGUGCUCUGCUGGUUUCCUUUUUUCUUCACCUACAGCCUUCAUGCCAUAUGCCGAGAUAGUUGCACAAUACCGGAUUCUCUAUUCAAUCUCUUUUUCUGGAUUGGUUACUGCAACAGCUCUGUGAACCCCAUCAUUUAUACCAUUUUCAAUAGAGACUUUAGAAAAGCUUUCAAGAAGAUAAUGUGUCAGCACUCUACACGCGCGUAAAUGCACACACAUAUGUAUAUGGGUCAAUGACAAAUAAAAGAGUGUCAUAGAGUGUCAAGAGAUGAUAAAAAGGGGGAUUCUUUUGAAAAUAUAAUAUAAUACACUGUAAACGUUGUUACGUUAAAGUGCUAUUUCUGCCUGAUCUUACCCUUAAAUUGAGUUUUUUUUGGUGUAACCUGAUAUGUGACCCUGGACCACAAAACUAGUCAUGAGUAGCACAGAUAUGUUUGUAGCAAU
This is a messenger RNA of Carassius auratus (goldfish), 1781 nucleotides long. Its product is annotated as alpha-2Db adrenergic receptor. Gene Ontology annotation, molecular function: epinephrine binding; alpha2-adrenergic receptor activity. Lineage: Eukaryota; Metazoa; Chordata; Actinopteri; Cypriniformes; Cyprinidae. The record is from RefSeq and is a predicted model, not a curated record. Bases 165 to 1544 code for a protein of 459 amino acids. Gene Ontology annotation, biological process: G protein-coupled receptor signaling pathway; regulation of smooth muscle contraction; regulation of vasoconstriction. The transcript has a single exon. Gene Ontology annotation, cellular component: plasma membrane.